Melanotaenia boesemani (Boeseman's rainbowfish) is the source of this 1486-nucleotide messenger RNA. RefSeq lists its product as uncharacterized. Gene Ontology annotation, molecular function: S-adenosylmethionine-homocysteine S-methyltransferase activity; zinc ion binding. The record is from RefSeq and is a predicted model, not a curated record. Lineage: Eukaryota; Metazoa; Chordata; Actinopteri; Atheriniformes; Melanotaeniidae. The transcript is spliced from 8 exons. Gene Ontology annotation, biological process: S-methylmethionine cycle. Bases 163 to 1128 code for a protein of 321 amino acids.
AAAUGCAACCUUUGACCCUUCUCUUACUACCCGGAACAACAACAGAGUUUAGCGUCUCCUACUUUAAAAUAUAAUAAGUUACAUCUUCUAUACAACGUUUUGUUUAAUAUGAACAAAAACAUUGGGCUUGACUUUAGUACUGUGUAAAUACAGCUCUUCUUUAUGGGUUCAGCUGCUCAUAUAAGAGAUUUCAUACAUGAUAAUGGACCGCUGAUCCUGGACGGUGGGUUAGCAACUGAUCUAGAGGCGCAUGGAGCCAAACUGCAGGGAGAUCCUUUGUGGAGUGCCAGGCUUUUGCACACUAAUCCCCAGGCCAUAAAAGAUGCUCAUUACAGGUUUCUCCUCAGUGGUGCUGAUAUUAUUACAACAGCCACAUACCAGGCGAGUAUCCCAGGAUUCAUCCGCCACCUGAGCGUUGACUCUGAACGCGCCAGAGAACUGGUGAUGUCCGGAGUUCAUCUCGCCAAAGAGAUGGUCAAGACAUUUGACUCUGGACAGACAUGUCCCUUGGUAGCAGCUUCAGUGGGACCAUAUGGGGCCUUUCUGCACGAUGGUUCAGAGUACACUGGGACUUAUGCGGAGGAGAUGAGUGUUGAAGAGCUUAAAGAGUGGCAUCGGCCACAUGUCAGCUGUUUAGAAGCAGCAGGAGCUGACCUCAUUGCUUUUGAAACAGUUCCGAGUAUCAAAGAAGCAGAGGCUGUGGUGGAGCUGCUGAGGGAGCUGCCAAACUUUAACGCCUGGCUCUCCUUCUCCUGCAAGGAUGACAAGCACAUUUCAGACGGCAGCUCGUUCAUGGACGCCGUGAAGAUUGCCAGUAAAUGCCCGCAGCUGUUUGCUGUAGGAGUUAACUGCUGUCCACCAGCUGUGGUGGAGCCGCUGCUGGACUCUGCCAGGUCACUGCUGAGGCCAGACAUGAGCUGGGUGGUGUACCCUAACAGUGGAGAGGAGUGGGACACUGAGCAGGGGUGGCAAACAUCAGGGAAAACCUCGGGAUGGAAUCCAGACCUAAGUCACAGAUGGCUGAAGCAGGGUGCUGCUCUAAUAGGUGGAUGCUGCCGGAUUGGUCCUGCUCACAUCGCAGAGUUAAGGCAGCAGUUAAAAGGAGCGUCUCCUGCAGAACAGUCCUAAAAUGAGACUGUUGCAUAGCUCUGUGCUAGACCUGUGGAUAGUACACACACACACACACACACAGCAGAAAGGUCCACAUACUUUGUAAUUACACAUAAAUGCACAAGUUUGAGUCCCAUCUUUACCAUGACUGCAUCAAAACAAUACCUCUAAUUAAUUAUUUGCAUAUAAAGACAGAGUUUGAAUAAUAAAUUAAAGGACAUGAUAGCAAAAACAAUAAGAGAAAAAGUUUUGCUGUAAGUUAAAUUGAGUGAUGAAAUGGAAGUGUGUUUUAUUUGUUGGUCUUGCUUCUAGACCUGUUAACAGAAUAAAAUCUGUAUUGAAACAGAUAAAUAAAAAACUGCCUUCUGGUUUAAAA